AUGGACACUGAUGAAGUAAAACGCGGUCGGGGCCGUGGUCGUGGUUCACGUGCACGUGGCCGAGGACGUGGUCGUGGGCGAGGCCGCGGUAAGAAAGUUGAUGAGAGUGGCAGUGCGCUGGAGAUAUAUGAAAGUGGAGUUGGCGUUGUUGCUCUUGCGUCAAGCAACGGGGCAGUGGAGGACAGUCCAACCAGUAUGGACCAUGUAGAAGAUGCUGUAAUGCAAGAUUUAGACAAAGAAAUCGAAAUAGAGGUAGCAACAGUACCCGAGGAGCAAGCAACUCCCAUUGAGGACAGGACGCCGCCACAAUCACUGCCGCCGCCUCAGCAGCAACAGCAGGUGGCGCCACAGGUGUUGCCACAAACAAUUGAUAUGGAAGCAGAUAUAUCACAGCUGGAGGCGCCCACGUUUACGACAUUGUCGCGGGGUCCCCCAGAGCCAAUGCUGCGCCUUAAGUGGAACCACAAAGUAAGCCUCAUUGGCGAGAAGGUGCUUAACCCGAUGAUACACUGCUGCGACCAGUGCGACAAGCCAAUACUCGUCUAUGGCCGCAUGAUACCCUGCAAGCAUGUGUUCUGCCUAAAAUGCGCCCGGGCCGAGCCCAUCAAGAGCUGUCCACGCUGCAAUGAUAAGGUACUGCGCGUGGAGCAAUCUGGCUUGGGUACUGUGUUUAUGUGCACGCACGGUGGCAGUCGGUACGGCAGCACCGGGUGUCGUCGCACGUAUUUAUCACAGCGCGAUCUGCAGGCACACAUCAAUCACAGGCACGUGGCACAGCUGCCGCUGACUACAUCCUCGGGCGUUGAGCCAAAGCUGACGGAAAUGAGCGGCCUGGAGUUGCAUAAGCAGCGCAAGCUAUCCGAACCCUCUGCCGCCGCCUCCUCCGCUGCUGGUGCCCACAUGCAGCAACGCUCAACGGCGCGCGGUUCGGUCGGCAGCAUUGGCUCAAUACCUCCACCGGGAUCGUCUGACCGAACCGCCGUCCACACGCACUCGACCCUUACGCAGGCUAAUUUAGCGCGCAUCAACAAUGCGAACGCCCAGGACUGUCAUCAGGGCAAAGCCUCACUGCAUCAGACCCUUAAGAAGGGCACACAUCAGUCCGAGUCCGUGGCAGAUGCUUCCUACUACAGCAGCGUGUUAGCCACAUUCGGUAGUGCUGGUGGUACACCGGGCGCUACUGCAGGCAGCACGGUAGUUGGCUCAAAUUGUGCAGCGGGCGGUGGUAGUGCAUCUGGUGUCGGAACAGCUGCAGGAACAGGCAGCAACAUGAAUAUAGGCAAUCCCACCCAGUUGUCAAGCGGCUACGAGAUCGGCAAUACGGCGAGCAGCACAAGCAGCAACUGGCAGCAAGCGCAAUACUAUAGAUAAAAAUAAAAUGGACCGAAUCUACACUUUUGCAUGAAAUUAAUAUUUAAUUAUUGUACAAAUAAACAGUUGUAUAUGGAACCCAAA
Messenger RNA from Drosophila montana, 1455 nucleotides. It is a transcript of the gene Hakai, whose product is annotated as hakai. Lineage: Eukaryota; Metazoa; Arthropoda; Insecta; Diptera; Drosophilidae. Gene Ontology annotation, biological process: protein ubiquitination; regulation of cell adhesion. The transcript is spliced from 3 exons. The coding region runs from base 1 to 1371 and encodes 456 amino acids. The record is from RefSeq and is a predicted model, not a curated record. Gene Ontology annotation, molecular function: ubiquitin protein ligase activity.